AUGACCGCCGAGCAGGCCGCCGGUCGCAGAGUCAAAUUGUAUCCAUGGGACUCUGUCGCGUCCCAACUCUUCGAGCCAUACGGAGAGUCCGCCCUGGAUACGCUCAGCUUGCAAGACGUCUGGGUCGCCGCAUCGAAAGGAAACAAAAAGGCUAUGUACCAUAGCCAUUUAUGCGCCAAUCAAGACACCGAUCCCUGGCACGUUGGGGCCGGCAUUUCCCUCACAGCGGCCGGUUUGCUGGCAGCCAUCAAAAACUUUCGCUCGCCUGACAUGAAGAAGCUCAUCGUGCCGGCGGUCUACGAGAAGGAAACUUUGGAGGCCGCGAAGAAGUUCUACGCAUGGCUGUCGCAGGAGAGAACGCCUUUCCGCUCUCUCCUCUUCCUACUCUCGGGCUCCAACACUUACUUUUCGGCGCAUUGCGCCGAGGUUGUGGCGCGUGCCUCUCUCCACCAUAAGCCCAUCACUGAGAAGCAGUUCGUCGAGGCAAUGACGGCGCGCAUGUCCAAGAUGUCAGCUCCUGCUUCCAACACUGGAAGUUUCGAGAACCUGGGCACUUCGUGUUUCAUCAACGCGGGCAUCCAAGUGCUGUUGGCUAUUCCGGGUUUGGCAGAUAGACUUGGCGCUGGGUUCAGUCCCUCGGAGAGAGCUUUGACUGCUGUCAUCAACACGACGACGAAUCGCUUGGGCCCAGUGACUCCAAGACCCCUGACAGACUUGUUUUACCAUGGCCGUCAAGAGGACGCAGCAGAAUUCGUGCUGGAGCUUUUGACGGGAUGUUCCGGCCUGCGUGAACUUCUGGAAGGAGUAGAGCAUCCACGGUUUCGCUGCAGGCACUGCACAUACAGUCGCCCGGCGGCUUUGGAAAAAUUCGUGUCCUUGCAGCUUCCCCUCAUGGGCACCACGCGUUUCGUGUCGGUGCAAGAAGCUCUGAACAACUACCUAAAUGCGGAGCAUGUGCAAGAAGACCUACAGGACUGGGUAUGCUGCACUGAUGAGUGUCUCAAUGCAGGACGAGCGCUUGACAUGCCUCUGUAUCAGACCCGCAUCACCAAAUGGCCAGACGUACUACUCAUAUUCCUGAAGCGAUGGGACUCUGCUCAUGGGCUCCUGGCUCACAAUGUGUACUGCAACAACAUCCUCAUGGCAGAGGGCAACGCCUAUAGCUUGAGGUCCCUGAUCACACACAUCGGCCACGACCCAUCUUCGGGGCACUACGUUGCGUAUCGUCACUGCCAAGAGGGAUUCAGGCGACUGGAUGACACUCGCAUCGCCGUUGCCAGCCAUGUUGAAGGUUUCUUCAGCCGGGUGCCUGAGGAAAAGGUCUAUGUGAUCGUGUAUCACAAGCAAGACCUCUCCAACCCUAGUCCGGCGCCAGUUUCACGGCAACCGGACGACCUCAGUAGAAGGCCAGCGGCAAAGCGACUCGCCAUCGACCUAGACAGCGAUUCGGACGCGCAGAAGGUCUCGAGAAACCCUGACACGGACUCAGACUCGGACGUGGUUCUCGCCCGGGACGACGAUCCGCAGUCAAUCGGUCUUCCCAGAGACAAGGACGCCUCGGUCGUGCCCGUGACCAGCGCCGACCACAUCGACAUCGACGCAGACUCCGGGAGGACGAUGACGCUCGCAGCGUGGACGUGUUGCAUGCUCGAAGUGGCUCCCUUGUCCGGCA
Molecule: messenger RNA, 1672 nt
Organism: Symbiodinium natans
Lineage: Eukaryota; Dinophyceae; Suessiales; Symbiodiniaceae
Source: the annotation of a GenBank genome assembly